CGCUUUGGUGGACCUUUAACUUUAAGAGUUAGGCAUUGGUCCUGGACCAGGACAAGGGCGUAGGAGCUGGAACGAGCAUAGCAUUUCUUCUGCUGCAUGUCCGUCCUUGUUUCAAAGAACAAGUUGUUGAAGUGUAUUCCUCGAGCUACAGUAUUUAGCCUCCAGGUAAGAGGAGGUAUUAGGCAAACAAAUUUACCCAGAACAUUACAGGACCAAUCGUGGGUAGAGGUUAUCAUUACUCGCAAUCACAGAGGUACUUGCGAUGCCCCGCCAUCAGAAAGGCUUCCGGGGGGGCGGGCGGGGAAGCCGCGGCGGAGGGCACCGAGGAAGGGGUGCUGGAGGGCUGCAGUUUGCUCCUGCGGGGCUGAUGCCUGAUUUUAUAGUGGAAGCACAGCGUACAGAGUCGGGUGCUCCAAGUACUCCAACUGCUGCACCUCGUGGCCGCGAUUGCAGGGGGGGGCGCCGGGGCAGAGGAGGGCCAGCCUUCCAGUUGCGGGAUCAGCCUGUUGCCCCCCCUGGGAAGGGGCACUUUUCUGCAGUGGGCUUUCAGUAUGCCCCCCACGCACGCUCAUCAGGUCAAUUGCCUGAUGUCGAGGGCGAAGAGCCCGACUAUAAAAGCAUGGGGUUCAGACCCCUUUCAGCAAACGCACCAGAGGCGGAAAGGUCUGCGGAGGGGGAGGGGUCUGAUGAGGAUGCUUAUGCUGCGGAAGGCUACGAACCCAUUGGGAAGGAUCCGCUGCCUUCGGGGGACUCUGAGAAAAGCGCGCCACAGACCUGGCGACCCUCGAGUGCGAAGUGGGCGGGCUUCGUCAGCGGGGGACAGCUAGAGGAGCAAACCGAGCCCACAAGCCGCAGUCCAGCCCCCUUCACCAACUUCGCAUCCUCCGGUGGGCGCGGCCUGGGCUUCACCAGUGACGUUGAGAUGGAAGACGAGGGUCUUGUUGAACAAGGGGUCACCCGGCCCGAGGAAGGCGAGCACCUGCUGGAUGACGAGGGUGAGGGAAUGCAGGGCCUGGGGUACGAGCCGCUCGCUAGCGACACCAAUAGGGGCCAGCGGGACGAGAGAGCGGCAGAGGAAGAGUCAGCCAAGGAACAGCGGAGAGGCGGUUCGCUCGUGUUCAGCGAGUCAUCGGACCAGUUGGAGGAGACGGGGGCCUCCGACUCAGGGACGGAGCGUCUUCUGGACAGCAAUACUGCACUCGCGUAUACGCCCUUGCCGCCGUCACUGGAUGCUGACCUGGAUCUGAAUGGUGGGGUGAGCACUGGGCUGCCUGACGGGCCCCUGUAUGAGAGGGCAUAUGGCAGCCUCUUAUUAGGCGAGGAUGCGGAGGGGCGGGACGGGUUGGAGCCGCGACCUCUCACUGCGGGUAGUGCAGGGGGCAUGUUAGGGCCGUCUUCUGGGCCCAAGGUCGAGGAGAAGAUGGAUGAAUUCAGCUAUUGGCAGUCGCUGCGGUCACAAAAGGGCGAGCAGCCGCAAAUCCGAGGGACGAACGGGAAGCCAAACGCGCCCGCACGUGGAAGCGUGCUGGGACGAAUGGUGGGGGGCAAGAAGCCGCUUAAAAGCGCGGAGCUGACGGUAGAGGAGCGGGAACAACUGAGCCAGUACGCAUUGCUUGAACCUGUUCAGCAUGUGUCCCUGGGGUUGACCGGGGGGGAUGCUACGGUUGGGAGGAAAGCAGGGGGCCUGCCGGUCACACGGUCGAAGAAGCGGCGGAUGCGGCGCAGCUUUAAGCUGGCAGUGACGGCGCGGCGCGGGAGGGGCCGGCGGAGCGAGACCGUGCUGGAAGACUUGAUGGCGGGGUACAGUGAGGAGGAGGAAGAGGAGGAAGAACUAGAGGGGGGAAGAAACGAGGGCCACCUGGUGAUUGGGGGGCUCAAUGUGUAUACCGAGGAUCUGCCCCAGCACGGGAGCUGGCGGGGGCGGGGCCUGCGCAGGAAGGUGGUCCGGAAGAAUGGCCAGGAGCCGGACGAGGGCUGGGAGGAAGCAGACAGCGGAAGCGACGUUGGGGCUGACACUGCUGAGGACUACUUCGACAACGUGGACUCCGACGGGAGCGGCAGUCCGCGGAAGCGCGCGCGGCCCGUGCUGAUUGGGGGCCAGCCGGUGGGGGAGGGCGUAGAGUACCUGCCCAUGUUCGACGAGCAAGGGCGCACCAUCCUGGAGAGCGGGAGCGACGAGAGCGAGGAGGAAGAGGACGACGCGUGGCUCAACCUGGCGCAGCUGCAGCACAAGAUGGUGCUGCACAGCCAGGACGAGGGCGGGCAACCAGGUGACUCCGACUCGGACGCCUCCAGUAGCAGCGGCAGUGGCAGCGAUGAGGACCGCCCCUGGGUGCUCGCCGAAGCCGGCAGCGCUGACAGCGACCCCGAGGUCCCGAGCGCCACUCUGAGGUCGCCGCAAAUGGCCGGUACGUCCUGGCCGGGGGCAGGCCCCGUGCUGCCAGGGCGCCCCCCCACGCUGAAGCAGCGGCUGAAGGCUGCGAGGAAGAAGGAGCGGCGGGAGCAGCGAGAAGCGGAUGCGCUGCUCGAGGAAGAGGAGGAACGGGCCCUCGGCCAGGAGUACCCCGUGCAGGGGCGGGGGGGUCGCAAGAAGGCGGACAAGAAGGGGCGGCUGGCCCCCGGAGAGAAGCAGGCACUGCGCAAGGAGGGCAUUGAGAGGAAGCGCGCGCAGCGAGCCGCCGGGAAGGGCCUCGACCUGAACGCCGUCGACCAGGCCCUCGCCGCCCUCGUUGCGAGCGGCGGCGACAUGCACGCGUUCUCUCCCAUGGACCCGCGGUGCCGCAAGCUGGUGCACCAGCUGGCCGCCGUGUACGGCCUCAAGAGCGGCAGCCAGGGCAGCGGCAAGAAGCGCUUCACCGUCGUGCAGCGCACGCGCCACACUGCGCCGCCGCAAGGGGAGGCCGUGCUCAAGAGAUUGCAGCUGCUGCACCGGGCCACCGUGUCCACUGCCGCGGAGGAGUACAUUCCGCUGCCGCAGGGCCCCGGCGGCGAGGAGCGGCGCCUGCGCUCCAAGGCGCGCCGCGCCGGCAUGCAGGCGCAGCAAGGUGGAGCUGCUAGCAGCAAGAAGAAGAAGAGCCGCAAACGCGGGCAGGCCUGGCAGGACUGGGACGAGGAAGACGACACCCCCCGCCGCGGAAAACACGUCAGCGGGGGGCGCAACCAGGGGGGGGGCCGUCGCGGGCGCGGGCGGGGCCGGGGCGGCGGCGCGUCGUACGCUUCUCAGCCGAUGGACUUCGUCGCGAGCGGCGUCAUCCGCGCGGAUGCCGUUCUGGCGGAGACGGUGGUGGCGGAGAGCGCGUCGCGCGAGCGGGUGGAGCGCGGGGGCGCGACGGUGGUGAGCGAACACUUUGGGCGGUUCGAGCAGCACACGACGGGCUUCGGGUCGCGCAUGCUGGCACGUAUGGGCUUCGAGCCGGGCCAGGGGCUGGGCCGCCAAGGGGAGGGCAUUGCGGAGCCGGUGCAGGCCGAGGUGCGGCCGCGGGCACUGGGGCUGGGGGCGCAAGCGGACCCGGUCAAGGGGAGGAGGAAGGACCGGGCCGUCUGAGAGCGGCCGUGUGGGCAGGGGGGAAGAUCCAGCUGGUAGACGUAUCACGUCGUUGUGAAGCCCGUGGGCGGAGUACAAGGUAUGGAGCAGCAUGGACGGAGUACACUGGUAUGAGAAGUUUGUUGCACGUUAUACAUAUAGUCGCACGCGGUCUUUGCAGACUUCUUGAUGCAAGGUGAGCGGUCUAAACUCCGCUAGGUUUUAGACGGAGGUGGCAGGUUCGUACGUCCCGUACGGUCUGUCUGCCAGCACAACAUAGGCGAGAACAUUGAUCUGCUAGCCCUUGGAUCUGGCAAUGCACACAGUCUGAUGGAUGGCGACACAACGUGUUUUGGUACGUGGCCAAGCAUCAGCGCGUGCAUCAUCAUGCAAUUUUUAUAUACAGAACCUCUCGACCUUCACUAGUCAAGAGAUAGACUUAGCAAAGGCCGUUAGCGGCGGCUAAGCUAGCACAUCAUUACACGUACACAGACUUCGAGCCUAGCUCGCAGUGCCCACAC
Molecule: messenger RNA, 4044 nt
Organism: Klebsormidium nitens
Lineage: Eukaryota; Viridiplantae; Streptophyta; Klebsormidiophyceae; Klebsormidiales; Klebsormidiaceae
Source: the annotation of a GenBank genome assembly